Bombina bombina (fire-bellied toad) is the source of this 1258-nucleotide messenger RNA. RefSeq names its product surfeit 6 (gene SURF6). The record is from RefSeq and is a predicted model, not a curated record. NCBI's taxonomy places the organism in Eukaryota, Metazoa, Chordata, Amphibia, Anura, Bombinatoridae. Gene Ontology annotation, molecular function: DNA binding; RNA binding. Gene Ontology annotation, biological process: ribosomal small subunit biogenesis; ribosomal large subunit biogenesis. The transcript has 4 exons. The coding region runs from base 4 to 1008 and encodes 334 amino acids. Gene Ontology annotation, cellular component: nucleolus.
CAGAUGGCUUCCUUGGCGAGUAAAGAUUCUUAUUUCCAGAGUCUGGGCAGGAAGGUGUGCGCGCAGCAGAAUACAGAGCUCCGCAAGCGAAAACCAGCUUUUUCUGACAGAGAUGGUGCAUCUGAUUCCACUCAGCCAAGGAAGAAGAAAAAGAAAAAGUCCAGAAAAUCUUUUGAGAAGACAAAUCAGCAGAAAGUGGCACCAUUUGUUCCCCCAAAGCUAGUUGGCAGCUUGUCGCAGGGUGCAGGGCAGAGCUCUUUCUCCACUGUGGACAUUUUGCGGAAAAGGCUACAUGAGAAGCUGCAAGAAUCUCGUGGGCAGACUACAAAUAAAAACCUUUCCCCUGAGGAAGUUGAAAAGAUACGGCAGCGGAGAAAACAGGAGAGAGAACGAAAGAAGAAGAAAAAAAAAGAGAUGCGAAUGAAGGCUGCACAGCCACCAGAUGAGAGCGCAGCACUUCCUGUGGUAAAAUCUACAAAUGCCAGUGAUGGGAAGAAAGUAACUGAUCAGGCACCACUGAUCUUCAACAAGGUGGAAAUCCAUGAAGGGCCUCUCAACAAAGUGAUGCAUAAAAAGGAGAAGAAAGAAAGAGUAAAAGGGAACAUAACGCCUCUGACAGGUAAGAACUAUAAGCAGCUGCUGAGCCGUCUGGAAGCCAGAAAGAACAAACUGGAGGAUCUGAAGGCCAAAGACGAGAAGAAAGCCAAAAAUCUGGAAGUCAAGAUGAAGUGGACCAAUGUCCUGUACAAGGCGGAAGGAGUGAAAAUCAAAGACGAUGAGGAAAUGCUGAAAACUGCCCUAAAGCGUAAGGAGAAGAAUCGUGAGCAAAGGAAGAAGCAUUGGGACAAGCGUACAGAAAACACAGCUGAGCGGAUGCAGCAGAGGCAGGAUAAGCGGCAGCGAAAUAUCCAGAAGAAGAAGAAUGCCAAGCUGGAGAACAAGAAGUCAAGAGCUCGGAAGAAAGGGCGCAUUCUCCCUGAGGACUUGGCCAAAGCUAAUCUCAAAUGAACAACAGAGCCAGUUAUGUGACGGUGCUCAGCUCUGUAUGGUUUAUGACCAGCAAAUGUGGUGUGUGUGUGGAUCUGUACUCUCAUAACCCCAGCUUACCAGAGUUCCUAAAGAUCCAUCGUGCUCUGGUUUACCUGUGAACUGUUAAUGUGUAAGGUUGAUACAUUGUUACAUGUAUGUACAGAGUACAAAAAACUGGCGUGUAACAUGCUCUCUGUUCCUGUAUUAAACUAUCAUUUUCUACAUUUAA